Aureobasidium melanogenum CBS 110374 is the source of this 939-nucleotide messenger RNA. RefSeq lists its product as uncharacterized. The record is from RefSeq and is a predicted model, not a curated record. The coding region runs from base 1 to 939 and encodes 312 amino acids. NCBI's taxonomy places the organism in Eukaryota, Fungi, Ascomycota, Dothideomycetes, Dothideales, Saccotheciaceae. The transcript has a single exon.
AUGGACUUUGACGACCUCCUAAUCGCAAAACUCCACGCGCCCGAGAAACCACAAACACCCACACCACCUCCACAACCUUCAGAACCGACAACAACAACAACACCCGACCCCUCCAACCAACCAUCCUACCCCCGUCCCACAACAACCCCCAAAGACAACGAAAGCUACUACAUAAAACCCAUUCCCAGCGGCUUGAGGGGUGCCACCCUCUCCUCCCUCAUGACCCUCUGCCACACCCACACCCUACAACACGGCUUCGACGUCGUAAAAAAAGCAGGCGUAAAACCCACAACCCAGAAAGGUGGACGCAAGACGAUUAUCCCCGGUGCCGUGUACUAUAAAUGGCAUAUCACUUGCGUAUUAGGCGGGAAACCCAAGAAUACGCGGCAUUUGACUGAAGAGCAACGGAGAAGAGAUAAAUCGAGUUUGAAGAUGGGGUGUCCGAGUAGGGUGUGGGCGUGGGCGGUGGAUAGGGAGAAGCCUGAGGGGGCAUGGGAGAUUAGGUGGGGAGAUACGGAUCCGGCGUUACACAAUCAUCCGCCUGUUGAUGUGCGUACCCUACCAAACCACCGUCGCAGAGCCAGAGAAGCAGAAGGUGUUCAAGAAGCGAUAAGAGAGAUCGCGGAAAAAGGCCUAGGGAGGAAGGAAGGAUUGCAAAGGUUGAGAGAAUUGUUUCCCGAGGGAUUGUUUAGUGAGAAGGAUGUUGCGAAUGAAUUGCAGAAGUGGAAGGGGUUGAGAAAACAACAAAGAGUGGAUGGAGAGCAAGAGGUGCAAGAGGUAGAGCAAGAAGAGAUGGAGGGGGUUGAAGAGGAUGAGGCGGGAGCGCAGUUGCAGGGACAAUUGCAGAGUCAGACGAGGCAAGAGCAACAGAGAGUGCAACAACAACCAUCACAGCAGCAUGAGAAUAUGUUUGCUGCUGGUGUCCCUGCUUAUUGGUAG